Ochotona curzoniae (black-lipped pika) is the source of this 3058-nucleotide messenger RNA. It is a transcript of the gene MTA2, whose product is annotated as metastasis associated 1 family member 2. Gene Ontology annotation, biological process: negative regulation of transcription by RNA polymerase II. Bases 418 to 2418 code for a protein of 666 amino acids. Gene Ontology annotation, molecular function: transcription corepressor activity; sequence-specific DNA binding; histone deacetylase binding. NCBI's taxonomy places the organism in Eukaryota, Metazoa, Chordata, Mammalia, Lagomorpha, Ochotonidae. Gene Ontology annotation, cellular component: NuRD complex; nucleoplasm. The record is from RefSeq and is a predicted model, not a curated record. The transcript has 18 exons.
AUCCCUGAGGUCCUGCUCUCCGACCUGAGCCGAGCGCUGGGCCUUGUUCUCCGAUCAGCCGAAGGUGUUCCGGAAGAAGGCGAACCCCGAGGCGGGCCGGGCAAGCCUUUCCCCGGGCCGGCGGAGCUCAACGUCUGGAGGAACCGGCCGAGGCUGUGUUGGGAGAGAGCCGGCAUCUGGCUCUGGUCCGGACAGGGGCCGAGUCCGAUCCGGAAGGAGCCGAGCGACGUCCGGGGCUUGAGGCGGCGGCGACAGCGCGGGCCGGGAUGAACCGCGACGGCUGAGGCGGCAGAGGUGCCGGCUGCGCGGGCCCGGGGGAGUCUUCCCGCAGAGCGCCAGCGCCGCUCCCGGGGCUUCGCCUCGAGCCCAGCCUCACCGUCGCGAGCCUUUGUGCGGCCGGAGGCGGCGGGAACGGCCAUGGCGGCCAACAUGUACCGGGUGGGGGAUUACGUCUAUUUUGAGAACUCCUCCAGCAACCCCUACCUGGUACGACGGAUCGAGGAGCUCAACAAGACUGCGAAUGGAAACGUGGAGGCAAAGGUUGUGUGUCUGUUCCGACGAAGGGACAUUUCCAGCAGCCUCAACAGCCUGGCGGAUAGCAACGCCCGGGAGUUUGAGGAGGAAUCCAAGCAGCCUGGUGUGUCAGAGCAGCAGCGACAUCAGCUGAAGCACCGGGAGCUUUUCCUGUCACGGCAGUUUGAAUCUCUGCCAGCUACCCACAUACGGGGGAAGUGCAGUGUAACCCUCUUGAACGAAACAGAUAUUUUGAGCCAGUACCUGGAAAAGGAGGACUGCUUCUUUUACUCACUGGUGUUUGACCCCGUGCAGAAGACCCUCCUUGCUGAUCAGGGGGAGAUCAGGGUUGGUUGCAAAUACCAGGCUGAGAUCCCCGACCGGCUGGCUGAUGGGGAGUCUGAUAACCGGAACCAGCAGAAAAUGGAGAUGAAAGUCUGGGACCCAGACAACCCUCUGACAGACCGGCAGAUCGAUCAGUUCCUCGUGGUGGCACGAGCUGUGGGGACCUUUGCAAGAGCCCUGGAUUGCAGCAGCUCCAUUCGGCAGCCCAGCUUGCACAUGAGUGCUGCCGCCGCCUCGCGGGACAUCACCCUGUUUCAUGCCAUGGACACGUUGCAAAGGAAUGGCUAUGACCUAGCUAAGGCCAUGUCGACCCUGGUGCCCCAGGGGGGCCCGGUGCUGUGUCGGGAUGAGAUGGAGGAAUGGUCUGCCUCUGAGGCCAUGCUGUUUGAGGAGGCCCUGGAGAAGUACGGCAAGGAUUUCAAUGACAUUCGCCAGGAUUUUCUACCCUGGAAGUCACUCGCCAGCAUCGUCCAGUUUUACUACAUGUGGAAAACCACCGACCGGUAUAUUCAGCAGAAAAGGUUGAAAGCUGCUGAAGCCGACAGCAAGCUGAAGCAGGUCUACAUCCCUACCUACACUAAGCCAAACCCUAACCAGAUCAUUUCUGUGAAUUCAAAACCUGGUAUGAACGGUGCUGGAUUCCAAAAGGGCUUGACUUGCGAAAGCUGCCACACCACACAGUCUGCCCAGUGGUACGCCUGGGGCCCACCCAAUAUGCAAUGUCGUCUCUGCGCUUCCUGUUGGAUCUAUUGGAAGAAGUAUGGGGGACUGAAGACCCCAACCCAGCUUGAAGGAGCUGCUCGGGGCACCACAGAGCCGCACUCGCGGGGUCAUUUGUCUAGACCUGAAGCCCAGAGCCUCUCCCCAUACACCACCAGCGCCAACCGGGCCAAGCUACUGGCGAAAAACAGGCAGACCUUCCUAUUGCAGACCACAAAACUGACCCGUCUUGCCAGACGGAUGUGCAGGGACCUGUUACAGCCGAGGAGGGCUGCCCGGCGACCCUACGCCCCUAUCAAUGCCAACGCCAUCAAAGCAGAGUGCUCCAUUCGGCUUCCUAAGGCCGCCAAGACCCCGCUGAAGAUCCAUCCUCUGGUGCGACUUCCCCUGGCAACCAUCGUCAAAGAUCUGGUGGCCCAGGCACCUCUGAAACCAAAAACACCUCGGGGAACCAAGACACCAAUCAACAGAAACCAGUUGACCCAGAACCGGGGACUCGGGGGAAUCAUGGUGAAACGGGCUUAUGAGGCUAUGGCAGGGGUACCCUUCUCUGCCAAUGGAAGACCCCUAGCUUCAGGGAUUCGCUCAAGCUCACAGCCAGCGGCCAAGCGUCAGAAACUAAACCCAGCGGAUGCCCCCAAUCCCGUGGUGUUUGUUGCCACAAAAGAUACCAGAGCUCUGCGGAAGGCUCUGACUCACCUGGAAAUGCGGAGAGCUGCCCGCAGGCCCAACCUGCCCCUGAAGGUGAAGCCCACAUUGAUUGCAGUACGGCCUCCUGUGACUCUCCCUGCCCCACCACAUCCUGCCAGCACCAAUGAGCCCAUUGUGCUGGAGGACUGAGCGUCUGUGGGGAAGGGAGGUGGGCCCAGGGAAUGAGCCCCGGGCACCUAAGCCUCCCCUCCUUCAGGACCCCCUGGAGCGGGCGGGAAGGGGCGAGGCAGUGUGCGUCCUGGGGGCCUGAGCGCCCUCUGGUGUUAGCACCUUGCCACUGGCCCCCUUCCUGGCUUCACUCCAAUGAUGCAGAGCCUACUGCAGGAACUUUGCGUGUGUGGGAUCCUAGCCUGUUUUGGGGGAUAGGACUCCCAGUUGUCUUGGACAGUUUUUUGGGGGGAGGGUUUUUUAAUUUUUUAAAAAUUUUGCCUCCCUUUAUGAAAGGGACUGGGGAAGGGGAAGAGUAAAUAUAUCAGGUGGUGAUACCUGAUUGUGGGAGGGGGGCGUGCACUGCCAUGUCUGUCCUUUUUUUUUUUUUCUUCUUUUCUUUCUAAUUGGGGGUUCCUCUUCCUGUCCGGUGUCCGGACUUUCCUAAUGGACUUUGAGGCCCCUAAGCUGAUAUCAACUUCAGCCCACGCUUGCUCGUUCCUUCCCUUCCCCCUUUGCCUUUUGUAUGCCAAUUCUCAGAAAUAAAGAUCUUUUGUCCAUUUUUAAACCUUGGAUUCUGUAAUUGGUUCUUAUAAUAAUGAAUAAAAAGCUGUUUUCUUCA